CAGGUAGCCAAACAACAUAUUUUUUCUCCCAAUACCCGACCAAUGUCGACGCUCGGCAAACGGAAGGAACGCGAAGAGGAGCCUGUUGGGCAUGGGUCAACACUCUUUGUUUCCAAUCUUCCAUAUACCGCGACCUCUGUCGAUUUGCAGACUCUCUUCUCCGAUAUCGCACCAGUUCGUUCAGCAUUCGUAGUAACGGAAGCAGGAACUGGUGUCUCUAAGGGUGUGGGAUAUGUCUCUUUUGCGAUAAAAGAAGACGCACAGGCUGCACUCGACAAGAUUUCAGCGGAUGGCAUUGCUCUCGUCGGAAGAAAUCUAAGGGUCCAAUGGGCAGAAAAUAAACCCAAAGACAAGACCGAAAAGGCAGCAAAAGUGGAAUCCAAACCCAAGCAGAUACCCACCCUUCGCCCCCGGGCGUCUCAGGAUCCACUGGCGAUACGCACCAUCGUAGUAACCGGUCUGCCCCCUUCUGUAGAUUCCAAAGCUUUGUUAUGGAAAAAGUUUCGAAAAUACAAGGGCGCAGAGAGCGUAGAAUGGCCCGUGGAUGAGGGUGCAGCGCAUGUACUUUUUUCGACUCCCGCGGCAGCGCACGAUGCUGUCGACAAACUCCAUGCCCAUGUUUACAAAGGUUCUCUCCUUUCCGUAACGCUGAAAAAACGUUUGGACAGUCUAGCAAAAGCAUCCAAGGCAGAUACAAAGGCCGCUGCGCCGAAUCACUCUAGUAGACUUAUCAUUCGGAACACCCCUUUCAACAUUACUGAGCAAGAUCUACGUGCUCUCUUCCUUCCGUAUGGCCCGAUACACUCAAUACAUAUUCCCAAGGGCAAGGACAACGGCCGAUCCCGUGGUUUUGCUUUUGUCUGGAUGCUCAGUAAGAAGGAUGCCGAAAAGGCCAUGGAGUCAUGUAAUGGGAAAGUAAUACGCGCUGGGAUGGCAGAAGGAAUGGUGUCGGAUAAGCAAAAGAAGAAAAAGCAGCGGAGACUGGAGAAGAAGAUGCAGCAGGGUGAGGGCGCGAAUGUCGAGGAUGACAAUGGCGAAACACAAGAAGCGGAAAAAUCUUCGGAGCGGACGAUUGCUGUGGAUUGGGCUCUGAGUAAGGACAAGUGGGAGGAGGAGAAGACACGGAUGGAGGAAGACAAUGACGUUGAGAUGGAAGAUGGCUCGAGCGAAGAUCGGGAAAGCGACGAGGAAAGCGAGGAAGAGGAACAGUUGGGUGUCCAUGACGGCACCGACGAGGAUGCCAGUGACUCCUCUGAUGAAGAAGACGAACACGACGAAGAACCUGUGAAGCCUCAACUUCCACCUCCGGAGACUGGGACAACACUUUUCAUCCGGAACGUACCUUUCACUGCAACUGAGGACGAACUACGAACAUUGUUCCGCGCAUUUGGACCUCUACGGUACGCUCGGAUUACUUUGGAUGCCUCGACUGGGCGAUCCCGAGGUACCGGGUUUGCAUGUUUCUGGAACAAGGAGGAUGCAGACAAGGUGGUAGAACAGAGCGACCUUCUAAAGGUGGAGACGACAGGAGCUGAGUCGGCACCAAAGAAGAAUCCCUUCAGCAUGCCAUCCAUUCUCACUCCCGAUCCGUCUUCUUCGUUGGCACAAAGCCUCGUCCUUCACGGCCGUACCUUGGACGUCGUGAGAGCUGUAACUCGCGACGAAGCUGGAAAACUCAAAGAAGAGGGCGAGCGAAGACGCGAAAAAGCAGACAAACGCAAUAUGUAUCUUUUGCGCGAGGGUGUUAUUUUACCGAACUCGCCUGCUGCCCAGGUAAUGGCUCAGGCAGAACUAGAGCGACGUACUGCCUCCUUCGGCGCUCGCAAGGCCCUCCUCAACUCCAACCCUUCAUUGUACGUCUCAAAAACACGGCUCAGCAUACGACAGAUACCCAUUUUUGUCUCCGAGCGGGUCUUAAAACGCCUUGCCCUUUACGCUGCACGAGAGUUCGAGAGGGACGUCAAAAAGGGCGAGAGGAACGGGCUCACGGCUGAUGAACUCGCUGUUGAGGUGGAUCGAAAGGGCCAGUUGGACGAUGACGAAGCCAGCGGUAAGAAGAACAAGAAGAAACCUGACAGUCGUGUCAAACAAGCCAAGAUCAUCCGUCAGCAAGAGCGGGUAGAUCCAGUCACUGGGAAGGGCCGAAGUAAGGGGUACGGCUUUGUGGAGAUGCAUACGCAUGCCGAUUCUUUACGGGUCUUGCGGUGGGCAAACAAUAACCCCAAUGUUGGAAAGCUUUUGCAGGAGUGGUACAAGGAUGAGCUGAAAGAUCUCGUUAAGGUCGAGAAAGGGAAGGGUAAAGAGAAAGAUGAUGCGAGAUUGAAGCGGCUGCAGGAUGAGCAGGAGAAGGCCAGCCCCACGGUCAAGGGAACGCUCAUCGUGGAAUUCUCUAUUGAGAAUGUGCAAGUUGUCCAGAGGAGGACUACCCAACAACGUGAACGAGCUACUAAUCCCGAUACGGAGAAGAAAGGGAAAAAGGAUAAAAAGGAGAAGAGGAAGGCCGAUGUGGAGGAAUCCCCGUCCGAAAAAGAGCGGCCAGCCAAGAAGGUCCGUACCGAAGAAACCGAAAAGAAGGGCCCGGGGAGAUCAUUGGGUUCACUGAUUGGAAGGAAGCGAAAGGAGCGCAAGGGAAAGCAUUGAUCUAGUAAACACUGCGUUGAAACUUGUCAACGUUUACUCAUUCCAUCUUUGUCCCAUAUCUAAGGUUACGUCUCCUUUGAACCCAUCGAAUGCGAAUAUUCUAGACACAGGUAUAAAGAGGGGGAAUCGCCGGUCUUAAGGUUUUCUCUACUAUGACAUUUUGGACGAC
This is a messenger RNA of Desarmillaria tabescens, 2809 nucleotides long. RefSeq lists its product as uncharacterized. Gene Ontology annotation, cellular component: nucleolus. Bases 43 to 2640 code for a protein of 865 amino acids. Lineage: Eukaryota; Fungi; Basidiomycota; Agaricomycetes; Agaricales; Physalacriaceae. The transcript has 7 exons. Gene Ontology annotation, molecular function: mRNA binding. The record is from RefSeq and is a predicted model, not a curated record.